Molecule: messenger RNA, 1217 nt
Organism: Juglans regia (Persian walnut)
Lineage: Eukaryota; Viridiplantae; Streptophyta; Magnoliopsida; Fagales; Juglandaceae
Product: syntaxin-52-like
Exons: 6
Coding region: 304-1005 (233 amino acids)
Biological process (GO): vesicle fusion; intracellular protein transport
Cellular component (GO): endomembrane system; SNARE complex
Molecular function (GO): SNAP receptor activity; SNARE binding
Source: RefSeq, a predicted model, not a curated record
GAACAGAAAAGAGGGGUUUUGGGGGAUAGAAAAUUAGAAAUCGACAUCGCGUGAAAAGAACUAUUUCAAGUUUCCAACUUCCUUUUUAAAAAAUUGCUUGCCGUAAACGACGACGGAGCCGGACAAACGUUGCGGUUCCGUAUAUCGCCUCCCAUUCAGAUUCUUCAUCGUUUUGAUCACUAUUAAAAUCAGUUCUCUCUGACUCACAAUUCGUUUACUCACACAGGAAUUUCUAUAUCCGCUGAUUAACUUUCCAUUCGAUUCGAUUCGAUCCCUUCUCUCAUUCCGUCACGAUCAUAGCCGAUGGCUUCUUCUGCAGACUCAUGGAUGAAGGAAUAUAAUGAAGCGUUAAAACUUGCUGAUGAUAUCAAUGGCAUGAUUUCUGACAGGAGUUCAUUUCCGGCAUCCGGUCCAGAUGCUCAGCGCCACGCAUCUGCUAUGCGGAGGAAGAUCACAAUAUUAGGGACAAGACUUGAUAGCUUACAGUCCCUUUUGUUGAAGCUCCCUGGAAAACAUCCAGUGUCGGAGAAGGAGAUGAAUCGUCGCAAGGACAUGCUUGCAAAUCUGAGAUCAAAAGUUAACCAGAUGGCUUUGGCAUUAAACAUGUCAAACUUUGCAAACAGGGACAGCCUGCUUGGCCCAGAAAUAAAGCCAGCUGAUGUCACAACCAGAGCAGCUGGUUUGGAAAACUCUGGUGUUGUUGGGCUUCAACGACAAAUUAUGAAAGAGCAAGAUGAGGGUCUUGGGAAGUUGGAGGAUACUGUCGUAAGUACAAAACAUAUUGCAUUGGCAGUCAAUGAAGAACUUGAGCUACACACUAGGCUGAUUGAUGAUUUGGAUGAACGUGUGGACAUUACGGACAGCAGGUUACGGCGGGUGCAGAAGCAUUUGGCGAUUUUGAAUAAGCGCACUAAGGGUGGUUGCUCUUGCAUGGGUUUGCUCUUAUCAGUUAUUGGGAUCGUGGUUCUAGUUGCUGUCAUAUGGUUGUUGAUAAAAUAUUUGUAAUUGCAACAAUGGCAAACCCCACCAUCUGUGUGUGCCUGUAUCUUUGUGUGAAUGGAGCUUUCUUGUUUCCCAUCAUGUUAUAACAAUACAUGUGGGUUUCUUGUCUUCUUUGGGUGCUUUGUUUGUGUCACGAAAUUUCUGAGGUGUCGAGAUACUUUGUAAAUUGCGCUUGUUAAUCGGCAUAUUUAAAUAUCUAUAUUUUCUUCCUCUUG